Peronospora matthiolae is the source of this 669-nucleotide messenger RNA. Lineage: Eukaryota; Oomycota; Peronosporomycetes; Peronosporales; Peronosporaceae. The record is from the annotation of a GenBank genome assembly.
AUGGCGCGGUGGUUGUCAUUCUUUGAAGAAUACAACUUUACGGUCGAGUACAAACCAGGACGACUUAGUGUCGUCGCUGAUGCACUCUCACGUCGUCCCGACUUUGAGCCAGUCGUGAAGCCCAACAGUGAGACAGUCAGUGUUGCGGUUAUGACGUCCUCAGUCCCAUCUACAACGUUGCAUGAUGAUGUGAGGCGGGCCUACGCCCAAGAUGCCGUUUCUGGUGACACACCACGUGUUGUCAUUCCAGAUGAUACUGAUCUGCGUUUGCGGAUCAUGUUCGAGUAUCAAGAUGCUCCUAUAGGAGGACAGCGUGUCCGGGAGAAAACGUAUCUCACGGUGAGUCGAGACUUUUACUGGCCCCGCCAGUAUCAGUUUGUGCGAAAGUAUGUUCGCGCAUGCGAAGUCUGUCAACGAGUGAAGUCAAGUCCUUCACUGCGUGCACCUUUACAGCCGCUACCGGUUCCGGCAGAGUGCUGGGAAUCCAUCUCAAUGGAUUUCGUCUUCGGGUUACCCAAAGACGCACGCGGGAAUACGGGUAUUCUCGUAUUUCUUGACAGAUUCAGCAAAAUGGUACACCUUGUGGCUGUACCAGAGACAAUCACGGCAAGUGGCUGUGCUUGUGUCUUUAUUGACACCAUCUUCCGACUUCAUGGGUUGCUCCGUUAA